This is a messenger RNA of Nematolebias whitei (Rio pearlfish), 1233 nucleotides long. Its product is annotated as tumor necrosis factor receptor superfamily member EDAR-like. NCBI's taxonomy places the organism in Eukaryota, Metazoa, Chordata, Actinopteri, Cyprinodontiformes, Rivulidae. Gene Ontology annotation, molecular function: protein binding; signaling receptor activity. Gene Ontology annotation, biological process: positive regulation of JNK cascade; positive regulation of canonical NF-kappaB signal transduction. The coding region runs from base 1 to 1233 and encodes 410 amino acids. The transcript has 11 exons. The record is from RefSeq and is a predicted model, not a curated record. Gene Ontology annotation, cellular component: plasma membrane.
AUGGAAGCAGGCUUCCUAGACGGCAGCUCUCUGCUCCACAUGGAGGGCGGUGGAAGCUCGGUGUGUCUCUGUGCACAGGUGCGGUCUGAGCCCAGGUGUGAUCUGACCGAGUUUCUACACCCUAACGGCACGUGUGUUGCAUGUGCUGUGUGCGAGCCUGGAGAACAGCUGUCGGAGGACUGUGGCUUUGGGUAUGGCGGUGACGGGGUGUGCGUUGGUUGUGAAAAAGGCACGUUCAGCACAGAAACAGGAGUGGCCCCCUGCAGGAGGUGCACCCAGUGCAACCUGCUGAACCGCCCGGUGGAGGCCGAGUGUUCUCCCACCAGAGACCGGCUGUGUGGACAGUGCCUGCCGGGAUUUUAUGAACUGAGGAGCAUGACGGGGGAGGUGGAGCUGCUCUGCGUGCCUUGUAGCCUCCAUGACACAGCUCACAAAGAGUGUCUGCUCUUCGCAUCUAAAAGCUCCAAAACACAGAGCGUUGUCUCGUUGCCUGAACGAAGCAUCAAAGAUUCUCCAGAGAAAGAAGUAAAAGAUGAAAAUCUUUCUGUGGUCCUGAUUGGCGCUGCAGUAGCAUCCUUGGUUUUUCUCAUUUCUCUGCUGCUUUGGAUCGUCCUCCUGACUGCUGAGAGGUUCAAGCAGGUUCCUGAGGAGGACUGCACCAAACCGGAGGGGCUUCUGUCUGCAGCGAACCUCGAGUACGAAUCUGUGUCUGGCCACACAGAGAACACAACCACGCAGCCAGGCAUCCCAUCAGAGACGGCUUCAACUGAAGAAUCGACGAGAGGCCAAAGCUCGGUGAGCCGUGAGAGUGAACUGCACCCCCCAACUUCUAUUGUGAUUAAUGUCACCACCAACAUCAAGCCCUGCAGUCAGAAAACUGAUAGCAUGACACAGGAAGGACGACAAAGCUUCACCACAGAGGAGAUGGAGCACAAGUUGCAGAAAAUCUGGGAGAUCACUCAGGGUCAGAGUAUCGAGAUGCUCGACUACGACUCCGUCCAGGAUUUGUCCCUGCUGCUCGACUCUCCUGAAAACACUCACGCUUUAAGGAAGCUGGGGCUGUCUUUAGGCGUGCCCCCUCAGGUCACUGCUCAUCUCCACAGCUUCCAGGACCUUUUUCAGUACCUGCGCACCUCCACCUACACACAGCUGCCUCAGCUGGCCCAGGCUGCUGCACUCUUGCCUAGUUUUGACAUUGUUUCCAGGAUACACAAAGCAGUGGUGAACAAGUGA